AAAGGUAACAAGGAAGACGUUUUUGAUUCUCUUUUAUACAAACGGUUUAUGAAGCAGCAAACGUGUUUAAUCUUUUUUAAAAUGUGAUGAACAUACUUAUAAUUACAUAAGUGUACACAAUGUCGGAUUUUGUGUCUAUGACGGAAUUAAUAACACAAGACUAUCUGUGUUACCAACUUCAAAAGUCAGGCUACGAUUUUGAAACUUUUUCAAAAUGGCCGACGGUAUAUUGUCAAGGAUGCAAAUCGAAACUAGAGACAGAUGUGUUUACGCGUUGCUUUACUUGCGAAGAUUCCAAAAUGUACACGGUUCCGGAAGAAAAGUCAGAUGAAGCUCAAUGUCAGAGAGAAUUAAAGCUCAUGCGAAAAACGUGUGAUAUCUUUGAAGACGAUUUCGAAAAGGGAUUUGAAAUAGAUACUGCAAACAUUAAUCCAAAUAAAGCAACAGUGCUGAUAACUCUUUUGCAAGAGGCCGAUAACUUAUUUAAAAAUGAAACAAACUCGAAGGGCAUCGUAUAUUUGCUGAUCAUCAGCGGAGAAUUGGCAAAAAAAUGUGCAGAAAAAGGCUAUGAUUCUGAAGUCAAUAGUAUUCAACGCAUAACAAGCUGGUACAUCAACGAAAAACUAGGUCCAUGGAUAAACGAACAUGGCGGAUGGGAAUGCUUCUUCAAAUGGUCAGAAUCCAUCAACAAAUUCUACGAUGCAUUUAUGGAAAUAGUACUUCAUUUUAUGGCAUGGAUAAGGCCAGGAGUUCUAUCUAUGGAAUCAGUCCCGCUACAAUCUUUUGGAUAGUGCUCCCGCCAAACCACGCCAAUACUUUCAAUAGUAUUUCUUCAAAAUGGAAUUCAGACGUUGUGUUCCUGACGUCUUCACGAGAUUUGCUGCAGUUUAAAAACAAGGAAAAGGGUCGUAGUGUGGAUGUAAGGAAUAUUUUAACAUGUGAUGAUGAAUUUAACAUAAUUAAAUGAAUUAUAUCUCACCGUGCUAAACAUAACACUUUAAUGGAUUUGUAAUUUUAUAUUUUGUCUUUUAAUUGCGUUCUCCUACUCUGUAUGAUGAAGUUUAUUUGAUGUACUGUUGGUAUGUUUGAUAUAUCUAUUGCAUGCUAGAUUUUACUAAAUUAAAAUAAAUUUAACUGAAAUAUCAUGAAGAUAAUUUUCUUAAGCUCUUAAGAAUGUUAUUAGUACACAUUGUAUACCAAAACAAAAAAAAAUGAGCUUAGCUUUUUACUGCUGUAAUGGUUUCGAGAAUUUGUAUUUGUGUUACUGUACAGGACGUAAUUAAUCAGAACUAGUUCAUUUUAAUUUUGCUGCAGAUUGUUAAACAUAUGAUGUGCCGUUUUAUACAAUAUUUUCUUUUCUGUGGGUUUGAUGUUUUGCCUUUCUUGUAUGUACAUAUUAGUUUUUAGAUCUAAGGCCAGAAUAAUUUAUGCGAUGUCGUGUUGUACGCCGUCCGUGCGUCCGUGCGUCUGUAAACAAUUGGUUUGUGAACAUGAUACAGUCUUUUGUUUGGAUAGUGUAUCUUGAUGAAACUUGUACAGUAGGGAGCUCGGAUGAGAGCUCGGAUGAGAGCUCGGAUCCUUUCGAAAUCCAGCCAGAUUCGCCAAAAUAUAUUACUCUUGAAAUAAUAAAACAAAUGCGUUUUUAGCCAAUAUAUAUAUAUGAACAACUACAGAAACAAGAUCAGUAGCCAAAAACUUUCAAAGUCUAGAGUUAAAGAUUGACAAAAUAAUUUAAGCUAGUGCAUUUGGUUUUAUAUUUCAAUAUCCCAUGCCCUUGUUAAAAAGAGAUCAAAAUUAUAGUUUAGGGGUUGGUUGAUAUUUAAAUACAUUGGCCAAUGCCAAUGGCCAGAACAGUCCAUGCGAUGGUGUAGGGUCUGUCAUUCUUGCGUCUGUCUCGGCAUCAUUUCUUGUGAAUGUUGUUCAAAAAUAUGUCCCUGCUGUUAUUACUGGCCACGCCCCGGGGAUCACAAGUUUGGUAUACUUAUAUAAGGACAUUUUUGAAAAUCUUUUUGUCUGAAACCGCUAGGCAAAGCCCCCCUUGAUAUUAUUAAAAAGGCACCAUUUAGAGGUCCUCUACCAAGAUUGUUUAAAUUAUACCCAUGGGGUCAAAACUGGCCCUCCCAAGGGGUCACAAGUUUUCUAGACAUUUAUAUAAGCCAAACUUUCAAAUUAUUCUUGUUUCAAACCACAAGUCGCAUACCUUUGAAAUAAGUUGUGGAGCAUCGUAUGAUGGCCGUCUACACAAGAAAGUUGAAACUAUGCUCCUGGGGCCGAAGCUGGCCCCACCCUUUUUGACCUACUUUCUUAUUUUCAAAGCUACAGCAAUGCAAUACGGACCAUGUGUACAGUUUUGAAAACAAAUAUUGUGUUGUGCUUGGAUGGCCUUGAAUUUGACUUUUGAUCUUCUUUCUUAUAUUUGACGCUACGGCAAUGAAAUUUGGAUCAUAUGUACAGUUUUGGAAACAAAUAUUUAUUUUGGAGUUUGAUGACAUUGUUUGUAAAAUUUUGACCUUCUUUCUUAUUGUUGAAACUACAUAAAUGAUAAUGGACCAUGUGUACAGUUUUGAAAGCAAUAAGCAAUGCUAUCUUUGGAUGACCUUGUUGUUGGCAUUUCGACCUACUCUCUUAUUAUUGAUGUUACACAAUGACAUUUAAUUAUGUUUUGCUUGGAUGACCUUGAUUUUGACAUUUUUACCUAGUUUCUUACUCUUACUAACCAUUAACUGUGCAUGCUUAUUUUCUGAUCAUUGUUUUCCACAUAUCAGUGUAUAUUUGUAAAUUAUUACGUCUUUAGCCGAUUAUCUCUUUCAUAAAAAUGCAUAUUGUUAAGAUUUAAGACGAAACAUUCUUUCUGCCAAUUCCUUAAUAUAAAGGUUACUUUCUGUGUAAAUACUUUUUUUUAGUAGAAAUGAUGGUGAAAACACUUGAAUAUAUUACCUCAACGAAGAUUUUCACAUCCUAAGGAUAUUAUAUACAAAUUUAAUUUAAAUGAUGUUAAGUCAUUUAAUUGUUUUGCUUUUCUGAGAAUGAAUGUGGACUCAGACCUUAGACUGUUUGUUAUCAUUUCCACAAUGGGCUUUAUUUCAAGUAAUAAUGUAGAAGCGUCGUGUGAAAUGUAUUUAAAAAAAAACAUCAUUAAGUACAUCAUUUUGCAUGAAUUAGUGCAUUUCAGCGAUCAAAGUGAUCAUUUUUCAAUUUAUUCUCAAACACUCGAUUUUGACUGUAGGGAUGGCUAUUUUAAAGGAGUCUAAAAUCAUCAAUAUAUUGAUCCAACUGUAAUUCUAACUGUUUUAUAUGUGAAUGAAAAUAAGUACAAUAUAAUAUUAGGGGUUUAUGACCUGUUGUUUACAUGUUUUACGUUUUCUGAUUUCGUCACUGUAUUAUGGUAUAUGGUUGUUGGGUAAACCUUACCUUCAUAGUUGUAAAUAAAUUAAAAUACACUU
This is a messenger RNA of Mya arenaria, 3443 nucleotides long. RefSeq names its product bcl-2-like protein 1. Gene Ontology annotation, cellular component: mitochondrial outer membrane. Gene Ontology annotation, molecular function: protein homodimerization activity; protein heterodimerization activity. Gene Ontology annotation, biological process: intrinsic apoptotic signaling pathway in response to DNA damage; extrinsic apoptotic signaling pathway in absence of ligand; regulation of apoptotic process. Lineage: Eukaryota; Metazoa; Mollusca; Bivalvia; Myida; Myidae. The record is from RefSeq and is a predicted model, not a curated record. Bases 120 to 791 code for a protein of 223 amino acids. The transcript is spliced from 4 exons.